Messenger RNA from Mytilinidion resinicola, 1071 nucleotides. Its product is annotated as NAD(P)-binding protein. NCBI's taxonomy places the organism in Eukaryota, Fungi, Ascomycota, Dothideomycetes, Mytilinidiales, Mytilinidiaceae. The transcript has 5 exons. The coding region runs from base 1 to 1071 and encodes 356 amino acids. The record is from RefSeq and is a predicted model, not a curated record.
AUGGACGACGCCGCGAGCACCAGCCUCUCCCCGAUAGCUGCGUCUCACCAUCCUAAUCUACACCUGCCCGCGACUUGUGACCCGCCCUCUGAGAACAACCCCCCUAAGCAAGCGUCAUGGAUCAUUUUCGGCGCAACAGGCCAUAUGGGUCGCUCGCUCGCCAAGUCGGUCCUCGCGCACGGCGACAAGUGCACAGCCGUCGGGUGGUCUCAGGAGAACACGCAGGACCAGAUGUCGCGGUGGCACGAGCGGAACUGUCUCGGUCUGCUGUGCGACGUGCGCGUGCGGGAGACGGUCGGCGCCGUUAUCAACCAGAGCAUUGAGCACUGGGGGAACGUAGACAUAAUAGUAAACUGCACAGGCUACGGCGUCAUAGGCGCAUGCGAAGACCAAGACUCCUACGAUCUGCGCAACCAAUUCAAUACGAACGUCCUGGGCACGCUCAACAUCAUCCAACUCUCGAUUCCACACUUCCGCGGCCAGUCCUAUGGUCGCUACCUCAUUUUUAGCUCCACGUCCGGCGCCCUCGGCGUGCCGGGUCUGGGACCGUACUGCGCGACUAAGUAUGCUGUCGAAGGCCUCAUCGAAUCCAUGCUAUACGAGCUCGACGCUUUCAACAUAAAAGCAACCCUCGUAGAACCAGGAUAUGUGCGAUUAGACGAGCCCCAAGACGUGAUGGGGGCCGCGGGCGGAGCGAAGGAACAGCAACUAAAGCGGUACGGACACUUCUGGGUCAAGCCGGCGAGUGCGCCGUACGCAAGCGCGAGUUCGCCGUCGGGGCAUACGAAGAGGGUUAUGGGGUGGUUGAAUGACCGACAGCCGGUAAGUGCGGUGAAAAGCGCGGAACUGGUGUGGCAGCUCGGGCAUUGCGCGUAUCCUCCGUUGAGGUUGCUGCUGGGGAGUUAUGCGGUUGAGAGCAUUAGAGAUCGCCUGAGGAGCAUUAUCGAGGAGAUUGAGGACUGGAAACAUCUCAGCUUCCCUGUCUCCGCAGAAGAUGAGGAACGGGACCGGGAGAGAGAGCGUGAGAUGGAGCAAGAGCAAGAGAAUGAUGAGAUGCAAGAGGGCGAGUGA